This is a messenger RNA of Callorhinchus milii (elephant shark), 3922 nucleotides long. RefSeq names its product thyrotropin-releasing hormone-degrading ectoenzyme. Gene Ontology annotation, biological process: proteolysis; peptide catabolic process. The coding region runs from base 51 to 3125 and encodes 1024 amino acids. NCBI's taxonomy places the organism in Eukaryota, Metazoa, Chordata, Chondrichthyes, Chimaeriformes, Callorhinchidae. Gene Ontology annotation, molecular function: zinc ion binding; peptide binding; metalloaminopeptidase activity. The transcript is spliced from 19 exons. The record is from RefSeq and is a predicted model, not a curated record. Gene Ontology annotation, cellular component: cytoplasm.
GUGUGGAGUGGAGUGGAGUGUAGAGUGUAGAGUGGGAGUGAGGGGUGUAAAUGGCUUUGGAAGACCAGCGCGACAAGAACAUGUCUUUCACGCAGAUGGUGAUCGAGGAGGACUCCAUGAGGAACGGGCGGGGGCUGUCCGACCAGUGGGCCGACUCGGUGGUGGUCAGACCCAGGACCACCGAGAGGAACAUCACCGUCCACAAGAGGCUGGUCCUGGGUUUCGCCGUCUCGAUCCUGACCCUCAUCGUGGUCACCAUCAUCGCCGUCCUCCUGAGCGUGAAAUUCGAGGAGUGCCCCCACGAGAGCAGCAACAGGGCGGGUAACGGCACCGGCACCGGCACCGGGACCGGCACCGGGCACCCCCCGGGCAGGUCCAACCUGACCAGGGAGAGGGAGAGGGAGAGCCCGGGUGAGGCUGGAGGGCCACCCUGGACCCGUCUGAGAUUGCCCACCGCUCUGAAGCCCCGUCACUACGACCUGAGGACCACCGCUUCCAUGGACAACUUCACCUUCUCGGGGGAGGUCAGCGUCCAGAUCGAGUGCCUGAACUCCACUCGCUAUAUGGUCCUUCACGCCGACAGACUGGUGGUCCAGGGGGUGCGGGUGUCCCCCGGGUCCCUCCCCGGGUCCCUCCCCGGGGCCCUCCCCGGGGCCCUCGGGGUCAGUAAGUACUUCUUGUACCCGCAGAACCAGGUCCUGGUCAUUGUGCUGAGGAGGGAGUUGGAGGCGCAGAAACUUUACACUCUGAGGAUCAAGUUCAACGCCAAUAUCGCGGACGAGCUGCUCGGCUUCUUCCGCAGCUCCUACGUGACCCGGGAAGAGAGAAGCUACCUCGCAGUCACUCAGUUUUCUCCUACACAUGCUCGUAAGGCCUUCCCAUGUUUUGAUGAGCCAGUGUACAAAGCAACAUUUAGCAUCAGCGUCAAACACCAAGUGACGUACCUAGCAUUGUCCAACAUGCCUGUGGAGGCCACUAUCUCUGAGGAAGAAGGAUGGGUGACUGAGCGGUUUGAGCAAACACCUCAAAUGUCCACUUACUACUUGGCCUGGGCGGUUUGCAACUUCACCUAUAAGGAGACUGUUACCAAUAGUGGUAUAACUGUGCGGUUAUAUGCUAGAUCUGAUGCUAUUGAAAGAGGUUCUGGAGAUUAUGCUUUAAAUAUAACAAAACGACUUCUGGAAUUUUAUGAAGGUUACUUUAAUGUCAGCUAUUCUUUACCGAAAUUAGAUCUGUUAGCUGUUCCUAAAUAUCCUUACGCUGCUAUGGAAAACUGGGGACUAAGUGUGUUUGUAGAGCAGAAGAUUUUGCUCGAUCCUGGAAUCUCAUCCAUUCCCUAUUUGCUUGACGUGACCAUGGUUGUCGUGCAUGAAAUAUGCCACCAGUGGUUCGGUGACCUCGUCACCCCUAUUUGGUGGGAAGACGUGUGGUUAAAAGAGGGAUUUGCCCAUUAUUUUGAAUACAUUGGUACUGAUUAUCUUUACCCAGACUUUCAUAUGGAGAAACAGCGAUUCUUGACAGAUGACCUUCAUAAAGUGAUGCUACUUGAUGGACUGGCUAGCUCGCAUCCGAUAUCCCAGGAGGUGCUUCGAGCAGCAGAUAUUGAUAGAGUUUUUGACUGGAUCGCAUACAAAAAGGGUGCUGCAUUGAUUCGAAUGGUGGCUAACUUUAUGGGGCAGAAUGUGUUUCAAACAGGACUUCAGGAUUUUUUGAUUGCUCACAUGUAUGGCAAUGCAGGAAGAAAUGACUUGUGGAAUAAGCUUUCAGAGACGAUGCAGAAAAUGGGAAAAAAUAUAAACAUCAAGGACGUCAUGGACUGCUGGACAUUGCAGAUGGGUUAUCCUGUCGUCACUAUUGCUAGGAAUGAAAGCAGUGCUGAUAAUUUAACAAUCAGCCAAGAACACUUCAUUUUUGAUCUAACAGUGAAAUCAAAGAAUCCAAACGUUAUAAAUAGCAGCUACCUGUGGGAGAUUCCUUUAACAAUUGCUGUAGGAAACUUAAGUCACAUUUCAUCGGAGACAAUGAUAUGGAUUAAUAACAAAACAGAGCAUCACAGGAUUAUUCCCUUGGAUAAAAAUAAUUGGCUUCUUGGAAACCUUAACCAGACUGGCUACUUUAGGGUUAACUACGAUUUGAGGAACUGGAGGUUAUUAAUUGAACAACUCAUGACGAACCCUGAGGUAAUCUCUGUUGGCAAUCGAGCAGGUCUAAUUGAUGAUGCUUUCAAUCUUGCCAGAGCUGGAUACUUACCACAGCAUAUUCCUCUGGAGAUUAUCUGCUACCUUUCCAAGGAGAAAGAGUUUCUCCCAUGGCAUGCAGCGAGCAAUGUGCUGCGUUACCUGGGCAAACUGGUGGAUCGCAACAAGGACUACAGCAUAUUUUGUAAAUACAUUUUACAAAAUGUCGCCCAGACAUACAAAGCACAUGGUUGGCCAGAAGAUACUUCAAACAGUUCAGUUGUGCCGGAGGCAUACCAGACUGAGGAACUACGUCGGGAGGUUAUUAUUCUGGCUUGUAAAUUUGGCUUGCUCCCCUGCCAUGAGAAGGCUGUAUCUUUGCUUUCAGAGUGGAUGUCGACUGAUUAUAACAGAAUCUCACCAAACGUUAGGGACAUUGUCUACUGCACUGGAAUCUCACUGAUGGAUGACAAUGUGUGGGAUUUCAUCUGGAAUAAGUACCAAUCUUCAACUGCAGUUUCAGAGAAGAAAAUAUUACUGGAGGGCUUGACAUGCAGUAAAAGCACCUUUUUGCUAAACAGGCUGCUUAACCUGUCCCUGAACACCCAAUGGAUUCCUGAACAGAAUACAAUAGAUAUUAUAAUUCUUGUGGCUAAAUAUCCAAAUGGACGGCAUUUAGCUUGGAAAUUUUUCAAGGAUAACUGGGACAUUUUGAAUUCAAGAUACGGAGAAGCCUUGUUCAUGAGCUCUAAACUUAUCAAAGGAGUGACAGAGUUCCUGAGUACAGAAGCUGAACUGAAUGAGCUGAAGGACUUUAUAAAAAACCUCGGAGGGGAAAUAGCUGUCUCAUUCACACAAGCUAUUGAAAUAGUGGAAGCAAAUGUUCGGUGGCACAGUCUCUUUGAAGAAGAGCUGUUCCAAUGGCUCAGGAUAUCCAUGAACAGUUAAUUUUUAACACCUAUAAAUAUUUAUAGCAUGAAGUACUUUGAUGCAUUUGUAUUAUUUAAAUUUUCUCUACUUUUUAAUGAGAAAGAACAAAAGAACUGCAUUGCAAAUUUUUUGCACUGGUUAUUUUUCUGCAAAAUUACAAAAUUCCUCCCGAGGAGAAAAAAAAGCAAUUGCUUUAAAAAUUUGAAAUGGCUUUACGGGACCGAGAAUGUCAUUGCAACUAGUGCAUGUUAUUUACAGUCAGUGGAGAAAAAAAAUAUUACAAUGUAUUUUAUGCAUGAAUGUUUUGUCCCUUCAGUAUUCCAGCAUGCUAGCUUCAAGGUUUUCAAUUUUGUGUAUUUGCGUUGUUCUUGUACUGAGACAUGGUAAUAUUAUGCAAUGUUUUAAAGCACAAAGACUGUUAAGGACAAUCAAUAUUGGAAUGGAAGGAAAUUAGACAACCUGAUCAAAUCUUAAAACCCAUCAAAAGAAAAAACAAGUGUGCUUAAAUUGUGAUGAAUAAAUGAUAAGUAUCGUCUUUUUAAAAAAAACACUACACUUUAAGGAACGUCACACGGAAUACUGACAGAAUUUUACAAAAAGAAGCUUUGAUUUUACCCUGAUACUGCCAAGUUAUUAUUGUGGAUUUUCUAAAUGGAAACCUCGAGCAUAUGUAUUUUAAACAGAAAAGAUAUCGAAUUUUAACUCUGUUAAUAAAAUUUUGUACAGUACAAUAUAAAGCUUCACUGUGUGAGUUUUUGAUGAGUGCAUAUUAGAACCAUAGAAACAGAACUGACAUGUUGAUUGCAUUUAGAGAA